Microplitis mediator is the source of this 1086-nucleotide messenger RNA. RefSeq lists its product as uncharacterized. The transcript is spliced from 3 exons. The coding region runs from base 349 to 924 and encodes 191 amino acids. The record is from RefSeq and is a predicted model, not a curated record. Lineage: Eukaryota; Metazoa; Arthropoda; Insecta; Hymenoptera; Braconidae.
ACUCGCGUCUUGUUAACUCUGUCAUAUUUAUUUAAUUUUAUAAAUACUAGUCCCCUCUUAACAUAUUUUCUUCUUCCCACUAUAAUAAUUAUUAUAAUAAUAACAAUAACAUCAUACUAUCGUCCUUUAAUUAAUCAAUUAAUAAAUUAAUAAAAUAGUAAAUUGGUAGUGGAAUAAAUUAAAAAAAAAAAAAACUAUUCUUAGACGUGUAAUUAAUUAUUAAUAAUUGUCGUAUUACGGACAUUAAACAUCUUUAUCUAUGUGUGAUAAUGUGUGAUAAUUGAGGGAAUUACAGUCAUUGACAGGUUGUAUAUAUACAUAUAUAUAUAUAUUUAUUUUAUUAUCGAAAUGUCGCACGAUUAUUUAUUUGAGUGUCAAAGGGCUGAAUUAUUGGGCCAGGCCCCGCCGACUGAGGAAGAGUGGAAUCAAAAAUGUAAAAUUAAUUUUGAUAAUGAUAAUAAUCAGGAUAAUAAUGAUGACGCUGAGAAAUUGGAACAAAGUGACGAAAGUAUAAAACGUGUUGGUGGUGGGUUAGAUGAAUUAAAUUCAAUACUAAGUGCUACGCAAAAAAAAAUAAAUCGAUUUAAGACCGUGUGCGGAAGUCUAGGAUCGCUUUUAAAAGUAACAGGAUACUCGCGCAACGCGACACCAGAACAUCAGCCGCAAUCAUCAGCAAUCGAUAAUGAAAACAGUGAUAAGACAGAAGAAAAUGACGAAAUAUUGACGAUUGAAACAGCCGACAAUGAAAAUUCCGAGGAAAAUAAUAUCGAAAAAAAUUAUAAUUCAUCAUCUAAAAAAAUCGAUAUCAAUGAAAAAAUGGGAUCUCAUUUGGAUAAACUUGAUUCGCUGAUAACAAAAGCUGAAAAUGCGCAGUACAGUAUGCAGCAUCAGACAAAACAGAUGAAAAAAAUUCUUAAAAAAUAAUAUGAAAAUUUCAAAAUUUUCGCUUUCAAUCAACGAUUUAUCUUAUUGCUAAAAUUUAUCAAUAUAUUGUUAUAUAUAUAUACAUAAAUAUAUAUAUGUGCUUAUAUUUUUGUUGACAUAAUGUAUAAUUACUGUUGGGAAUUAAAAAAACUUUACUGCUAA